Molecule: messenger RNA, 2239 nt
Organism: Gamsiella multidivaricata
Lineage: Eukaryota; Fungi; Mortierellomycota; Mortierellomycetes; Mortierellales; Mortierellaceae
Product: Metallo-dependent phosphatase-like protein
Exons: 3
Coding region: 357-2027 (556 amino acids)
Biological process (GO): GPI anchor biosynthetic process
Cellular component (GO): endoplasmic reticulum
Source: RefSeq, a predicted model, not a curated record
CAUCCACCUCGUCUUCAUCCUCAUUCCUACGUGCACACCCAGGUUUGUUUCUCCCGGAGCUCACCACCGCCAUUCGAGCACGAGCCUCGUCCCUUGUCUCGGAUAUCUCCAGAUCGUCCUUCCACCGCAACGCCAACAUUAAUACCAAGAACACCAAUGGCUACAAUCCAGAUACCCCAACGCCACUCUUGUCGAUUCGCUCGCACUCAUACUCGUCCAAUUCGCCGCCCUCGCCUUCGUCAGCUACCCACGAUACCCAGUCAUUACAAAGGAGUGACAACAGCAGUGGUAGUAGAAAAAGUCAACGGAUUAUCAGCAAUCAAUCUGUACAUGUUCGACUUCUGCGACUGAUUUGGAUGGUUGCAUUGUUUGUGGGCGAACAUGGGAGCUACUGGGCGAUGGUUCGGCGAUGUGCUUGGCCAGAGAACUCAUCAUGGGGCACAAGCGAUGAAGCCAUACGUGAACGAUACAGGGUCGCAAUCGUUGCAGACCCUCAGCUCACGGACUGGAUGUCCUAUCACCAAUCAGGACUCCUCUUAGCACUGGUGGAGACCUACACGGAUAUCUAUAUGAAACGCAGUUUCCAUCGGAUGCAUGCUUCUCUUCGACCCGACGCCGUGCUGUUUCUGGGCGAUCUGAACGAUGGAGGCAGGAACUCGCGCGGAGAGGUUUUCGAAAAGAACAGGAAUCGAUUCUUUGAGAGGGUAUUCGAGACUAAAUCGACAGCUUGGAACCAGCGCCCGCUUGUUAUAGAUCCCUUUGCCGCCACCGAAGAGAGACAACCAGAUGACAGUCGUGAAGAAGGGGAGGAGAGCGCCAGAGGUAUAGGACAUUAUCACCAAUUGGUCGAUGUGCCAUUGGAUUCGGCAGAACGUGAGGCGAUGAGGAACGCAGGAAGGAGCGUCAGAUUAUAUGUGGCAGGGAACCAUGAUGUUGGAUUUGGAGACACCCUUAUUCGAUCAUCCAUGGUCCGGUUCAAGCAGGUCUUUGGUGCUGUCAAUUACGAGAUCGAGGUCGGCAACCACUCGUUGGUCGUGUUGGACACUUUGUCGCUGAGCUCCGAUAUCCAGGACAUCCGAGAAGAAUCACAGCAGUUUUUGAAGCACAUAGAUAAAGAAAGACCGACUCUUCCAAGGAUCUUGUUCACGCAUGUCCCGCUCUUUCGCCUCGACACUACCUACUGCGGUGAUGCUCGCGAGACUGAGCAACUCAUUCUUAACCGCAAGGGCGAACAGUACCAAAAUAUGGUCAACAUCACCCUCUCUCGUGAGAUUCUCCGCAGUAUCCAGCCAGACAUGGUAUUUAGCGGGGAUGACCACGACUGGUGCGAGAUAGCGCAUUCUUUGGAUGGCACUCUUACGCCUGAGGUGACACUUCCGACAUUCAGCUUCGCACAGGGAAUUCUGCAGCCUGGAUUUGUGAUGCUCUCGCUUUACAACCCUGAUCACAAGGCGAAAAAUGUGCUUCCAAUGGUCUCCACGACGUCUGGACUGCCUAUUUCCACAGAAGAGAAUGCAGGAAGUGUGGCAAACCCUUCAGAGAACACAACGUUUGUAUAUGAAGAGUGCAUGCUUCCGAACCAGAUGUUGAUUUAUCUGUGCUAUGGCGUGCUCUUAGGUUGUUCAUUGAGCUGGAUCCUGAUGCAGCGACUCCGAUGGAUGGUGCGCGGGCGACGGCACCUCGCAGAACGAUCAAUCCUGGUGCGUUGGAGGAAUUCGUCAUCCUCUCCUCCUUCGGGCAUGGAUUCCGCUCCUCAAGGAUCUACGACCGCGACUGCGAUCCCUUCACAGCUUCAGGCGCAGGCACAACAGGACCGGUGUUAUGAUGAUUAUGUGGGCGGAUCCUCAGAUGGAUAUUUGUCAAGGCAGGAUGCGGUUUUCUUUGACAGUGCAGGGGGCAAGCAUAGCAAGAUUGUCUGGCCCUUGUUAUCGAGUAUAUACUGGAAGAUGGCUGGAUGGGACUUGUGGAACAUAGUGCGUUAUGUGAUUCCUUUUUACAUCUUUCUCUUCGUCGCUAGCAUAAUCUGAAUGCCCUAUAGCUUAUCGUCUCCACUUUCGUCUAUCGCGUGCCGUUUUUUCUUUACCUAUCCCUUUUUAAUGUGUAAAUAGUACGCCUCCUAAUAAUUCUCCUGUUCACACGGAAAAGUAUAAUGCAAAUGCUUUCUCGUCAUUGGUUCGGAAGGUUAUACGCUUUUUCAACCCACAGGAAAUAGAAAAAAGAUGAGCAACUCUUGGUGUCU